Molecule: messenger RNA, 1518 nt
Organism: Eublepharis macularius
Lineage: Eukaryota; Metazoa; Chordata; Lepidosauria; Squamata; Eublepharidae
Product: involucrin-like
Exons: 1
Coding region: 1-1518 (505 amino acids)
Source: RefSeq, a predicted model, not a curated record
AUGAACCUAGAGAAGAGGAAGAACAGAGGCCCAAAACAUAUCAGGCCAGACCCAGAGAUGAUGAAAGGGAGAGGGCCCAGUCAAGAGAACACCCAACCCAAGAGGAUAGUAGCAGUCAGAGCCAUACAAGGGACUCUCCACACAGAGAUGAUGAAAGAAGGAGGCCUCAGCCAAGUGAACAUGAACCCAGAGAAGAGGAAGAGCAAAGGCCCAAAACAUAUCAGGCCUGGCGCAGAGAUGAUGAAAGAGAGAGAGCACAAUCAAGAGAACCCACAACCCAAGAAGACAGUAGGAGUCAGAGACGUACAAGGGACUCUCCAUACAGAGACCAUGAAAGAAGGAGGCCUCAGCCAAGUGAACAUGAACCCAGAGAAGAGGAAGAACAAAGGCCUGGAACAUACCAAGCCAGACCCAGAGAUGAUGAAAGGGAAAGUGCCUAUUCAAGAGAACUCCCAACCCAAGAGGACAGUAGGAGUCAGAGACGUACAAGGGACUCUCCACACAGAGAUGAUGAAAGAAGGAGGCCUCAGCCAAGUGAACAUGAACCCAGAGAAGAGGAAGAACAAAGGCCUGGAAUAUAUCAACCCAGACCCAGAGAUCAUGACAGGGAAAGGGCCCAUUCAAGAGAACCCCCAACCCGAGAGGAUAGUAGGAGUCAGAGACGUACAAGGGACUCUCCACACAGAGAUGACGAAAGAAGGAGGCCUCAGCCAAGUGAACAUGAACCCAGAGAAGAGGAAGAACAAAGGCCUGGAACAUAUCAAGCCAGACCCAGAGAUCAUGACAGGGAAAGGGCCCAUUCAAGAGAAACCCCAACCCGAGAGGAUAGUAGGAGUCAGAGACGUACAAGGGACUCUCCACACAGAGACGAUGAAAGAAGGAGGCCUCAGCCAAGUGAACAUGAACCCAGAGAAGAGGAAGAACAAAGGCCUGGAACAUAUCAAGCCAGACCCAGAGAUCAUGACAGGGAAAGGGCCCAUUCAAGAGAACCCCCAACCCAAGAGGAUAGUAGGAGUCAGAGACGUACAAGGGACUCUCCACACAGAGACGAUGAAAGAAGGAGGCCUCAGCCAAGUGAACAUGAACCCAGAGAAGAGGAAGAACAAAGGCCUGGAACAUAUCAAGCCAGACCCAGAGAUGAUGAAAGGGAAAGGGCCCAUUCAACAGAACCCCCAACCCGAGAGGACAGUAGGAGUCAGAGACAUACAAGGGACUCUCCACACAGAGACGAUGAAAGAAGGAGGCCUCAGCCAAGUGAACAUGAACCUAGAGAAGAGGAAGAACAAAGGCCUGGAACAUAUCAAGCCAGACCCAGAGAUGAUGAAUGGAGGAGGCACCCGUCAUGCGGACCUGAAUCCAGAGAAAGUGAGAGAGCCCAGUCUCAAGCCCAUGACCGAAGAAGCCGUGAUGAGCCAAGAAGUCAACAUUAUGACCCCAGAUCCAGAGACAGAGAGCAGAGCAGAUAUUAUUAUUCCUCUGAGAGUAAUCCAAGAGAGCGUGACCAGAGCAGGCCUCUAG